AUGAUUCGAAACUAGUUGCAUUCGUUACCGUAUUUCAGAUUACGAUCAUGAAGUUCAUAGUCGUUAGUCUGUUUUUAACGUUGUACUGUACUUUUAGUAAUUGUAAAUCAGCUACAAAGGAUUUCCGUGACAUAAAUGAUACAAGCAAUCAUUUAUCAUUGGAUGAAAUUCUAAAAUACGUAGAAGACCUGGUCAAACAGCUGGAAGAAUCUAUGAAGACACUUAUCGAUGACAUUGAAAAGUGUUUCCCACUGGAUGGACAAAAACGACGAGAGAUGCCCUUUGUUGAUCCGAGAAGUUCUCAUUACAGCAGCAGCGAAUCUUCCUUGCCGGAAUCCAACUUGUGGGAUAUAUUGGAGGAGCUGAUGAUGGAAACAUUGGAAACCGUACGAGAUAUCAUCAAAAGAAUUUUAGGCAUUCAAGGAGCAACCCGUUUGCUCCACGUGAUGAACAUGAACGAUGGAUUUGACCAACAGAUCAUUGAAGAGAAGGUGGAACAGUUUGCGGUUUAUGCUAUUGGUCUCCUUAAGAACAGGGUCGAGUUGGAUACAGAUAUUGCAGAUCGCUUAGAAGAUUUACUGUUACGCGUAAACUAACACUUCAAUAUUUUCAAUUGUCUGCUACAGCAAAAAGAUCUUUUACAUGCAUAAGAUAGGUUCAAAAAUAGAUUUUUAAUAUCUUUUAAGUUGACAUUGGAGAGAGAUGACAAUCCGGCACAAAUAUCAAAUAUCAAAUUAGCCAUCACAUUCGAGAGAAAAAAAAUCUUUCAUCACAUAUCUGUGGCCUUUA
Aedes aegypti (yellow fever mosquito) is the source of this 789-nucleotide messenger RNA. RefSeq lists its product as uncharacterized. The record is from RefSeq and is a predicted model, not a curated record. The transcript is spliced from 2 exons. The coding region runs from base 48 to 596 and encodes 182 amino acids. Lineage: Eukaryota; Metazoa; Arthropoda; Insecta; Diptera; Culicidae.